ACAUGAUUCUAUGUUGGGAAUUGUGUUGUAGAUGGUAAUUUUGUUUGUGAAGAUUGCUUUUUUAUUGUCAAGGAUUUCCUAAAAUAUUAUUCAAAUUGCACUUUCCAACUUUGAUGCGUCGAAAUUGCUUUUUAUUGUCAUGCAAAAUGGAAAUCAAGCAGCUGGCUUUUUCUUUUUUAGCUGUCGCUUUCUCUCACCCCCGUUUGUUUUUCUUCUCUUUUUGUUUUCAUGUACAUCAGUGCCAUUUUAUAACACAAGCCUCUUACUUGUUCUUUUUUCCCUUCUCUUCCUCUCCUCCUCCUCCUCCUCCUCCUCCUUCUUCUUCCUUGGUUUCCUGACUGGGGUUUUGUUUUAGAGAGCCUGCUGCUGCUGUCUGAAUUUGGUUCAUUGCUGCUAAGUGGAAGAGUAAAGACUCAUGAAAAGGCUAUUGGCUCUGGUUCUGUUUCUGGCAUUUAGUAGUGCUGUUCAGUACAAUGGAGAAGGAAAGAAUGGACAAUGUGAAAACAAGAAGUCUUUGGAUCCCAGACCUCACAGCGUGUCACUCUUGGAGUUUGGGGCAGUUGGAGAUGGGAAAACAUUGAACACGGUAGCCUUUCAAAAUGCUAUUUUCUAUGUCAAGUCAUUUGCUGACAAGGGUGGUGCUCAGCUCUAUGUUCCGCCUGGCAGCUGGCUUACUGGAAGUUUUAACCUUACCAGCCACCUCACACUCUUCCUGGAAGCAGGUGCCAUCAUUCUUGGAUCCCAGGAUUACACUCACUGGGAUAUUGUGAAACCUCUACCUUCUUAUGGUCGAGGGAUUGACUUGCCUGGUUGGAGAUAUCGUAGCUUGAUCAACGGACACAAUUUAAGUGAUGUGGUGAUAACAGGUGAUAAUGGAACCAUUGAUGGACAAGGUUCUGUCUGGUGGGAGCAAUUUAGCUCUCAUGCCUUGAAUUACAGCCGACCACAUCUAGUGGAAUUCACCGGGUGUGAUAAUGUCACUAUAUCAAAUUUAACCCUCCUGAACUCCCCCGCUUGGAACAUUCAUCCGGCGUACUGCAGGUAUGUGCAAGUUCUGAACAUAACUGUUCAUGCUUCUCCUGCAUCUCCAUAUACUAGUGGUAUAGUCCCAGAUUCUUCGGAGAAUGUUUGCGGUUGGGAUGAGUAUGGAAUUGCCUAUGGCAAACCCACCAAAAAUGUGCAUAUCCGGGGUGUUAACCUUCAAUCCUCUUUAGGCGCUGGCCUGGCAUUUGGCAGUGAGAUGUCUGGAGGCAUAUCGAACAUACUUGUAGAGCAGCUUCAUCUACGUAACUCAUUCAUUGGCAUUGCACUCAAGACAUCUAGGGGAAGAGGAGGUUAUAUGAAGGACAUAAUUAUAUCCAAUGUCGAAAUGGAAAAUAUUCACUUGGCAAUGGAGGCUACAGGUCAGAGUGGCUCACACCCUGAUGAAAAAUUUGAUCCUGAUGAACUGCCAUUUGUUAAAGGAGUCACCUUUGAGAAUAUGGUCGGCACUAAUAUCACUUUUGCUGGGAAUUUUUCUGGACUCGACAAAUCGCCUUUCACAUCUAUCUGUCUCUCAAAUAUCUCAUUCUCCAUCACUUGGAAUUCUUCUUCCUCAUGGUUCUGUUCCAAUGUGAUGGGUUUUUCAAAGGAGGUGUCUCCUAAACCAUGUUCAAACCUCCAGGACUCAACUUUUAACUCUUCCGCGGCUUGCUUCUUUUCCUUAUACCCAUUCAACUACGCUACAGUUUUGUGAGAUCAUCAUCAAAAAGACAAAAUACCCGUUCUGUUCAAUCUGUACAUGAGAUACCGUUUAUGCAGGAGAUUUUCCAAUAAAGCUCCAAUUUAUAAUCUUCCGUCUCUUCUCAUACGAACAAGCAUUCUCUGCCUUGCUACGAGAUCUUCCGAAGUGGUGUGUCAUCCUGAUAAUACAGGCUCAUGUAGAACCUCAUUUUUUCAUUCGUGUGCAAGGAAAUUUUGGUAGUGCAGUGCAACUCAGAUAGCUAUUGCUUCCAUUGUUUUAUUUUAUUUUGGAAUAUCUUUAGUUACAAUGUAAAUUCAUGUAAUGUGGACUGAUGCCAGAUUAAUCAUUGAUAUUCUGGCAAAGAGAGGGUGUUAAGUUAAGUGACUGAUGUGAUUGAAAUAAUGAGUAAUUGAAAA
Prunus mume (Japanese apricot) is the source of this 2139-nucleotide messenger RNA. RefSeq names its product putative polygalacturonase. Gene Ontology annotation, biological process: carbohydrate metabolic process. Gene Ontology annotation, molecular function: polygalacturonase activity. The record is from RefSeq and is a predicted model, not a curated record. NCBI's taxonomy places the organism in Eukaryota, Viridiplantae, Streptophyta, Magnoliopsida, Rosales, Rosaceae.